AUGACCAAUGGUGGUGUCGAUCGGAGUGUUGAGUGUACCGGAAGCCUUAGUGCUAUGAUCUCUGCAUUCGAAUGCGUCCAUGAUGGAUGGGGUGUUGCUGUGCUUGUUGGUGUGCCAAACAAAGAUGAUGCGUUCAAAACACAUCCAAUCAAUCUCUUGAAUGAGAAGACUCUAAAGGGUGCUUUCUUUGGUAACUAUAAGCCACCUUCUGAUCUCCCAUCAGUGGUGGAAAUGUACAUGAACAAGGAACUUGAACUGGAGAAGUUUAUCACACAUGAAGUGCCAUUCUCAGAAAUCAACAAGGCCUAA
Messenger RNA from Arachis stenosperma, 309 nucleotides. RefSeq names its product alcohol dehydrogenase 1-like. Gene Ontology annotation, cellular component: cytosol. Bases 1 to 309 code for a protein of 102 amino acids. The transcript is spliced from 3 exons. Lineage: Eukaryota; Viridiplantae; Streptophyta; Magnoliopsida; Fabales; Fabaceae. Gene Ontology annotation, biological process: formaldehyde catabolic process. Gene Ontology annotation, molecular function: S-(hydroxymethyl)glutathione dehydrogenase [NAD(P)+] activity; zinc ion binding. The record is from RefSeq and is a predicted model, not a curated record.